This is a messenger RNA of Triticum turgidum subsp. durum (durum wheat), 885 nucleotides long. NCBI's taxonomy places the organism in Eukaryota, Viridiplantae, Streptophyta, Magnoliopsida, Poales, Poaceae. The record is from the annotation of a GenBank genome assembly.
AUGGCCGUGUACAUCCGCCUGGACGACGCCGUGCGCGCGCGCCUCCGCGGGGACGGGGGUGGCACCAGCAGCGGCAGCGACCACGACGCCUCCGCCUGCCUCUCCGACCUCGUCCAGGCCUUCCUCGAGACGGACGCCGCCGGCAACGGGGACGACGCGGCCGGGCCGGCCCCGAAAGGACGUGACGGGUACGACUCCGACGACGCGGACGGCGCCGCGGAGGCGGCCGCGUCCGUGCGGGAGCUGCUCGACCCGCCGGCCGCGGAGGACCCCUUCCGGAUCAGGCUGGCGGCCGCCGUGUCCGCGGCGCUGGACGCGGAGGCGCCGCUGCGGGGGCACGGCGCGGCGUUCCGGCGCGCGGUGAUGCGGCGGCUGCGUGCCGCUGGGUACGACGCCGGCGUGUGCAGGUCGCGCUGGGAGACGUGCGGCAACCUGACGGCCGGGACGUACGAGUACAUCGACGUGGUCGUGCCGGCCGCGGGGAAGGCGGCGAGGUACAUUGUGGACGCGGACUUCCGGGCGGGGCUGGAGGUGGCGCGCGCGACGGCGGAGUACGCGGUCGUCGUGGCCGCGGUGCCGGCCAAGGCGGUGGUCGCGCGGGAGGAGGCCGUGGGGCGCGCCGUGCGCGUGGCCGCCGACGCCGCGCGCCGGUCGCUCCGGGCGCACGGCCUGCACGUGCCGCCGUGGCGCAAGAGCCGGUACAUGCUCGCCAAGUGGCUGGGGCCCUACAAGCGGUCGCCGUCCUCCUCAUCAUCGGCGUCCGGCGCAAUGCCGGCGCCCGGCGGCCCCGGGAUGGACAUCAUCAAGUGCCGCGCCGUCGGGUUCUUCCCGUCCCAGACGGCCGCGCCGGCGGCGAGGAUCAAGUAUCUCUGGAAGAUGUCAUAG